CCUGGAUAAUGGUGAGAAAGUCUUCAGGAGCAAGAAUCGACAUUUUAUUCUCCCUCAGAAGGUAAAAAAACAAUUCUUGGAAAAAGAAAAAACAUAAUGGCUGUCCCAGAAGAUGAUAAUAUAAUCAAAGAGAGCAUUAAUUUACAAGACAUGCAACUUGAUGAAAAUCAGCUGAAAAAAAAAGUUCCAGGAUUCUGGUCAGUAAGAUAUGGUCUGGCAAUCAUCAUACACUUCUGUCUAUUUGUAACUACCUCACAAAAUUUGAGUCUGAGUAUUGCCAUUGUUGCCAUGGUGAACAGUACAGGCCAGUCUAAUCAGACCAAUGUUUCCAUGAAGGGGCAGUCUGAUGUCACCCCAGAUGCAGGGGUCCCUGCUUAUGACUGGAGUCCAGAAAUUCAGGGAAUAAUUCUCAGUUCUAUUACGUAUGGUCAAAUCAUCACAUUAACCCCAAGUGGGUAUUUUGCUGGAGUGCUUGGAGCAAGAAAAAUAUUCAUGAUUGGAUUGUUCAUCUCCUCAGUUCUCAGCUUCUUGAUACCAUUAGCAGCAGCCCAAGGAAUGGUUUACAUAAUUCUGACAAGGACAGCCCAGGGCAUGGCCCAGGGGAUGGAAUUUGGAACUUCACCAUCUUUCUGGGUAAAAUGGGCUCCGCCACUGGAACGGAGUAGAAUAAGUAGCAUUACCUCAUCUGGUGCAAUUUUAGGGAUCUUCACUGUCCUCCUUGUGGGUGGAUUCAUCUGUCAAUCCCUAGGUUGGCCAUACAUCUUUUAUAUCUUUGGAGGAAUUGGCUGUGUCUGCUGUGUUAUUUGGUUUUUCCUAGUUUAUGACGAUCCCAUAAAUCACCCCUAUAUAAGUGAGAGUGAAAAGGAAUACAUCACUUUUUCAUUGGCUGGAGAGAACAGCUCUCCCAGUUGGUCUUUGCCCAUCAAUGCCAUGAUCAGGUCCCUUCCUCUUUGGGCCAUCAUAAUCACUGGCUUUUGUCGAUUCUGGUUAGUCACCAACCUGACAAUAUCACUGCCACUACUGAUAAACAUUAUGUUUGAUUUUGACAUCAGAAAUAAUGGAAUUCUGAGUGCACUGCCUUCUAUUGCUGCAUGGAUCUGUAUUACCAUAGGAAGCCAAAUGGCAGAUUUCCUCUUGACCAAGAAGAUUCUGAGUCUAGUAGUAGUUCGGAAACUCUUCACAGUUCUGGGAAUGCUUCUCCCAUCAGUAUUCAUCACAGCUGUGCCAUACGUCAAUUCCAUCACUGCUAUUACCUUACUGAUGCUCUCUAUGGGAAUAAGCUGCCUGUGUUACUCGGGAUUCAUGAUUAAUUCCCUAGAUAUCGCUCCCAGAUAUACUAGUUUUCUUAUGGGACUUGGAGGAGUUUUUACUAUGAUACCAGGAAUUAUUUCACCCAUUGUUACUGGAUACCUUAUAAAUCAGGAGAUGAACGCCAAUUCCUGGGAAAGGACCAGCCAUAAGAAUUCUUUGGAAACUGCUAAUACCUUGAUGAUGGAGAACACCAAUCCACAGGAAGAACACAAUGAGCAGCAGCACCCAAAAGUGAAAAGGUUCUGUUCAGUAAGAUAUGGCAUGGCCAUCUUAAUACAUCUCUGUAAUUUAAUAUUAUCUGCACAACAUCAAAGUAUGAGCAUUGCCAUCAUUGCUAUGGUGAAUCACACAGACCAGUCAAAUCAUUCCAGCAUUUCCACAAAAGAAUAUCGUGAUGCCACUACAGACACAGGGAUUCCAUCAUAUGAGUGGAGCCCAGAAAUGCAGGGUUUCCUCCUCAGUGUUAACAUGUUUGGUAUAAUGAUCACUACAAUUCCAACCGGAUAUUUUGCUGGUGUUCUUGGAGGAAAGAAAAUAGUUGGGUUAGCACUGCUUAUCAGCUCAGUUCUCAACCUCUUGGUACCAUUAGCAGCAGACUAUGGACUGCCUUACUUGUGUCUCAUAAGGAUAAUACAAGGCUUGAGUCAGGGGAUGUCCAGUGGUGCUUUACCUGCAUUUUGGCCAAAAUGGGCUCCACCACUGGAACGUACACAACUAAUUAUCAUUGGUCUUGCUGGUACCACAAUGGGAAGUUUCAUUGGUGUCAUUGUUGGUGGAUUCCUCUGUGAGUACCCAGGCUGGCCAAGUAUCUUUUACAUCUUUGGAGGCUUUGGCUGUGUCUACAGUAUUGUCUGGUUUUUUCUAGUUUAUGAUGAUCCCUUAAAUCACCCACUCAUAAGUGCUAAUGAAAAGGAAUACAUCAUUUCUUCAAUAAUUGAACAGGUCAAUUAUUCCCAUUGGUCUUUGCCCUUCAAAGCUAUAAUCAAGUCACUGCCAUUUUGGGCCAUUAUAAUCCCUGCCAUUUGUCGAUUCUGGCUAGUUAGCAACUUAACAAUAUCACUGCCAACGCUAUUGAAUAAUAUGUUUGAUAUAAACAUCCAAACUAAUGGGUUUCUGAGUGCACUGCCUCUUAUUACUUCCUGGAUUACUAUGACCUUGGGGAGUCAUACAGCUGAUUUCCUCCUGUCCAAGAAGGUUUUCACACUCAUCCGAGUUAGGAAACUCUUCACAUUCUUGGGAAUGCUUCCCCCCUCUUUAUUCAUCUUAGCUAUGCCAUACGUCGAAACCAUUAUUGCUAUAAUCUUUUUGAUACUGGCUCAGUCAUUGAGUGGCCUGUGUUACUCUGGAUUCAUCAUUAAUCCUCUAGACAUUGCUCCCAGAUAUACUAGCUUUAUCAUGGGACUGGAAACUGUUUCAAUGUUGAUUUCAGGGCUCAUUUCUCCCAUUGUUACUGGUCACUUCAUUAAACAGGAUGCUGCAACGGGCUGGAAGAAUGUUUUCUUUAUAUCAUCUGCUAUUAAUCUCUUAGGAAUGGUUUUCUACCUCAUCUUUGGUCAAGCAGACAUCCAAGACUGGGCCAAAGAGGAGAGACUCACCCGCUUCUGAGUACCCAUUGGUAAUGAACUGAAUGCCAAAAGCAUCCUUAAUGAUUUUCACUGUUAUUUCCAACUUCUCAACUCUUAGCCAAGAUAUGUGAAUGACCAGUUUCUCUUUUUAAUAUCCACAUUUCUUGUGAAUGUCUCCCCAUUUCCAUUCACUUAGCUACCACCCUAGUUUGGGUCCUCAUCACCUAUGGCUUAGUCUAUUGUAAUUUCCUUUUGGGUCUCCAUGCCAUAUUUCUUCCUUACUCUGAUGAAUCUUCCACACAGCUGACAAAAUGAUUUUCCUAAAGUACAGGUCUGAUCAUGUCAUUCCCUUCUAAUCAACAAAUUCCACUAUCUUCCAAUUGUCUCUAAAAUCAAAAACAAACUCUUUGACAUUUGAAGCCCUUCACAGCCUGGCCAUUUCCUACCUUUCUGAUCUUCUUAUAGUUUAUCCCCCUUCUCAUAUUCUGCUGGCUUGCCUUCUCAUUAUUCUGCACAUAUAAUAUUCUCCAUCUCCAGUCUUCAUCAACAAUCACUAGUUUUCAUAUUUGAAAUGCAUUUCCUCUUCAGCUCUGACACUUAGAAUCUGAGAUUUUCUUCAAGAUCCAGUUCAAGUGGCAUGAAUCUUUCACUUGUCCCUUCCCCAGCACUAGGAGAUUUCCCAAAAACAUACCAAUAAAGUAAUUAUCUUGUAUUGUGGUAAUUAAAAUCAUUCUGUUUCAUUUAAUAAUUCUAUACUGUGAUUUUAUUUUAUCUUACUGCCCCAUUUUGUAUAAUUGCUCAAAUCAUAUUUCUCUGAGUUAGCUCAGGAAUGCAGUUUUCUUUCCGAGUCACUUUAAAGGUACAAUUAAAAGGGAAUGUUUUAUCACUCUAUUAGCCCCUGGAACAUCUGCUUGCUGUCUAAAAACUCGACCAACUUAACCUGGUGCCAUCCCCCAGAAGAUGUCUUUAUUCUUACCCGCAGUUAGAUGAGAUUUGAUUUCCUCCAAUUGGACAACAAGGCCAAUGGUAGUGAUCCCUAGUGAGUAUAAGAAAAGGCAGGUGAAUCCCAUAAAACAACAUUCUUUAAUUGUCAGAGAGGUCCCUCAAAAUCAACACAUUUUUAUCAGCAUAGGUAAUUGUAUUCUUUCCCAACCAACCAGGUCCGCUUCUUUUCCCACAUAUCAGUAAAGAAGUUCUCUCUUUUGUCAUUGGGGUGACUUACCACAAUAGUCAAUCUGACUCAUUUUGUGAACAGUUAUAUAAAUCAUGGUUAAUAAACUGAUUAUGCUCAGA
This is a messenger RNA of Sarcophilus harrisii (Tasmanian devil), 4169 nucleotides long. Its product is annotated as sodium-dependent phosphate transport protein 3-like. Gene Ontology annotation, biological process: monoatomic anion transport; transmembrane transport. The record is from RefSeq and is a predicted model, not a curated record. Bases 97 to 2916 code for a protein of 939 amino acids. Lineage: Eukaryota; Metazoa; Chordata; Mammalia; Dasyuromorphia; Dasyuridae. Gene Ontology annotation, molecular function: transmembrane transporter activity. The transcript has 22 exons.